Molecule: messenger RNA, 2955 nt
Organism: Closterium sp. Yama58-4
Lineage: Eukaryota; Viridiplantae; Streptophyta; Zygnematophyceae; Desmidiales; Closteriaceae
Source: the annotation of a GenBank genome assembly
AUGGCUACUGGACCCGCAUCCCAACCCGUCGUGAACGAGCCGACGGUUCGCCGCGGCCUCAUCCUUACCGCAGGCGAGAUCAAAGUGGAGGUGUUUGAAGAUCAGUUUAACGCGAUUAGCGAGGCGCCGAAGUCCGAGCUCGACGAGAAGAUGGUCAACGCGAGCGUCGUUUGGAUGAAGAGGCAGCUUCGAGCCGAGUACGCGACGACCCAGCAGGUUUUGACGGAGCACGAGCAGGGAGUGCUGGCCCUCAUGGACAUGCGUCUGGACAUGAUCACGAGUUUCGACAAACUGGAGGAGGAGGAAGAGAUCGAGGAUGGUACAUCGAGGCAAGCUCAGCACGGGGUGAGCGGCCCGGGCGGCGAUGCGGAGGGCGAGGGCUCGAGCUCGAGCUCCGGCUCGAGCUCGAGCGAUGAGUCUGUCGAGCACGACGGCGGGGGCGCAGGAGAACAUCCACGUGGGACGCAACGUACGGAGGAGCACGGAGUGGCGCUCGGGGAGCGGGUGGAUGAGCGAGCGAAGCAUAUCCAGCAGCAGGCGACGGGAGACGCCGCGGCUGUCGAGGAGCAGGAGGGCGAAGCGGCUAGGCAGGAGCGUGGUGCAGGAUUGCAGCAGCAGGAGGGCGCGGCGGCUGCGCAGGUGGGUGCGACCGGAGGGCAGCAACAGGAGGGCGUGACGGCUGCGCAAGGGGGUGGGGCAAGAAGGCAGGAGCAGGAGGGCCGGGAUGCUAUGCAUGAGUGUCGUCGAGGAGAUGAGCGACAGGUCGCAGUAACAAGGAGACACCGCACGGCCAGUGGCAGCGGACAGGCAGGCGCGUCGACCGGCCGCCCUUCUACGGUGGGCCAUUUGACGUCGGACAUUGCAUCAGGAGGCCAGGUCGUCGAGCUACGGCAGAAGGUCCGGGAGGUCGAGGCGUCGCAGAAGCAGCUCGUCGCCGACGUCGUUGCGAAGCACAGCGAGCAAGCCGCAGUUUUCAACAGGCUUGCUGCGGAUUUUCGGACGGCCUGGAAAACCAUUUCGGAGUCGUCGAAGAGCACACUAAAGCAGUGCGCCGACGCUGUAAACAGUAUCGCGGAGGAGAUGAAGUUGUUGGAAGGGGCGCGGACGAAGCUCGACGAAAUGAGCGGGAAGAUCAUCGAGGGGGUGGCAGCCGCUAUCACAAAAGCGAGCGAGGACGCCGUCGAGAAGCAGCUCAAACAUGUCGAGGAGCAGCUGGUUGCUUCGGUAGUGAAAGGUAUCGAGAAAGCCGUCAAGGAGGACAUGUUCUACUCCGGCAUCCCACCCAAGACAAUGAAGGAGCUGAAGGAUACUGUGAGGGAAGGCUAUAAAGAAGCUGAAGCUGGGAGAUUGGAAAUCCUCACCGAAGCGAUGGCGAGAGGGUUCCAGCGCUCGGCGGGACCGUCAACGAGGUCGCAUCAGGAGGGUGUGGCAGGGGUUUUCCCCGGGGCUGAGCCUCGAGUUCACGAGCGCUCGGUUCCUCCUUCUUCUUCGGUGGGAGGACAUGUCGGCAGCCCGGUAGCAUCUUCACCGUCGCGUGGCCGUCAUCCCGUCGCCAAGUCCGUCGAGGAUAACGAGGUCAUCGUACUCGACCAAUCGCCCCUCUCAAAGACCUCCGAAGCGGCUCCGAUGCCUCCACCUGAUGCGUUUGCUCCGAUGCGGGACAUGCUGCAGGGCCUCGGGAAAACGAGUGGGAAAGGACUGGUUGCGGGGGAGAAAAGAGCCCUGGGAAAGCGAGGUGCCCCCACCCCGUCCGGCGGCGCUGUGGGGAAAGGGACGGGAGAGACGUGCGCUGGGUUGUUGUCGCAGACAAAUGCAGCAUCGGCCGCGCAGAGCGGGGGUGCUGGCCGUGCUGUCGAGCUUGUGGGAAAUUGGGCGUCUUCCUCUACCCCUCCAGUUGCUCCUGUCGCUGCUCCGGCCAGAGGCGACGUCCGCCUUAGUGAUCCGGGUUCCCCUUCGACGUCGAAGAAGAGGCCAGCUGUGACGAAGUCGGAGAACUGUGCUGCAGAGGCGACAGAGAGCUUUGACAUGGUGGGCCUCGCAAGCCUCCCUGGCCAGGCUCCUGUCGAGAAGACGUCUACCGUCGUUGCUGCUCGACAAGGAAAGUCGAAGGCCAAGGUGAUUGGCUACACCCCACCUCCUCGGCCGGACGACCAAGGCAAGACUAGAGGCUGCCAAGCUCCAUUCAAAGGACCGGGCUUCGGGUCGCGGAAGGGGAAGCCGGUUUCUGAGCAGACCGUUGGCGGGCGGAAGCGGUUCCUGGGCACUUUUGAAACGGAUAAGGACCAGAAGUUUUGCACGGCCGUCUGCUGGCGCGUGUACUUCCCCGACAUAGUGCUUACGGAAUACGAAGGAUUCACGACUUUCCAGUCGCUGAUGGCGACGGCAAAUAAGGAAGUGAGAGCUGGAACCAACUGGGGAAUCGCGUUGUGUGCGGCGAUUGGUAAGGUUGGGACGCUUGGCCUGAAGCACGGGAACCUGAUUUAUCCGGUCCCGAAGGGCAUGCCGGCGACACCGCACAUGAUGGUCAUCGCAGCAACUGUGGCGAGCUUGUGGGCGGCCUGCAGGAAGCUGUCGAGGGAAGAAAUUCAGACAGAUGCCCUAGCUGUCGUAAACACAGCGCACUACGCCCCGGACAUGGCGACAAAGGCUAGUGCGGCAGCCAUGGCCGCGCUAGUGUCCGUCCUUCUCCACGUCGGCAAGACGUUCCCGGCCAAGCAGUGGCCCGAUCAGCUAUAUUCGUCCGCUGUCGUAGGCCUCGGAUCGAAUGACGCCAUCCUGUUGCAGAUGGUGCGCGUGGCAGCACAGGUCUGUACGCAAUGGUGCUGCUGUCGAGCUGCUGCCCAUUUGCUGGAGGACACGGGCUAUGGCAGCCUGGCAAUGCCGGAAGAAAAGAGCAAGGAGAAGCUGGGCGACGAGGAUGCUGCGGAGACAGAAACGGGCGGGCAAGGGGUGUAG